CUCACAGCCCGACGGAAGGAACAUUAGUUUAUCUUACAGCGGAAUGAUUGGUUAGGUUAGCCGAAGUGUCACCGAAGUGUAUCAGUCGUGAAGAUGCUUGAUGUGGCAUUUUUAUCACAAUUUGAGUAUUUGGAUACGCUUUUGAAACAACCAUGGAUAUUUUAUCAGUAUUGACUAGGGGCGGUCACUGGAUAAUUACCAAAACAAUCAAGUGUCUCAAAGAAUUCACAGCUUUGAAUUACUCAAGACCAUACAAUGUGUAUAAUGAGAUUAAGCAAAUCUUGUUUCUCACAUUUUUUUUGAGCAUUGACUUUCUUUCCUGGUAUUUGAAUAAUAUCCAACAGGAAUAUUACAUCGAUGAGGCUUUCCACAUACCUCAGACGAUACAAUAUUGUGCGUGGAAUUUUACAGAGUGGGAUCCUAAAAUCACUACGUUACCGGGCUUGUACCUUAUUACUGGUGUGAUAAUAUGUCCUUUACAACUUUUUCAUCGUAUCUCUUACAUAAGAAAAAUGCAUGCAUAUGGGGCUUUCUUGACCUUCUAUCUUUUGUUUAAAAUUAUAAAGAAGAAUUGGAAGUCCCAGACGGAUUGGUGGAAUAAAUGGUCAAUUAUUGGAUUGACAUAUAAUCUUAUCCUUUUUCCACCAUUGUAUUUUUAUUUCUUUUUUUACUAUACGGACGUUACGUCUGUAAACAUGGUGCUUUUAAUGUUUUAUCUGCACCAAUGUAAGCACACGAUGAUGACAGCCUUCGCAGGUCUAUUAGCCGUGCUCGUUCGUCAGACGAAUAUUGUUUGGCUCGGUUUCUUCACUAUAGAACAUGCAUUAGACAUAUUUGAUAAAAGGAUAAACGAACCCUCUGAAAAACUGUGCACUUCAUUGCACUUUCUUUUAAUUUGGAGGCAACUAAUGUCCGAAUUGCGCAAAGGUCCGCUGUCCUUCGUCAAGUUCGUUGCGCAGAUAUGUGAUAACUUACUUCCUUACUUAACAGUAUGUGUCAUGUUCGUUGCUUUUGUCAUAUGGAACGGAGGCAUAGUGGUCGGUGAUCGUAGUGCCCAUGUUGCAACAAUCCACGUUUGUCAGAUAUUUUAUUUCUCUGCUUUCGUUUCUCUGUUCUCAUGGCCGUAUGUUAUACCUCAUUGGCAAACGUGUUUGCGAUUUCUUCGUCAGCAUUGGAUUUUCGCGAGCGGUGCUAUUGCAUUAAUGGCCAUGACGAUAUGUUUCAAUACACUCGUUCAUCCGUACAUUUUGGCUGAUAAUCGACAUUACUCGUUUUACGUGUGGAAUCGAUAUAUGGGCCGAUACGCGGUAUUCAAGUACCUACUGAUACCGAUUUACUGCGCUAGCCUGUUCGCCAUGUCACGGAACAUUGCUCAUUUGAGAUUUCUCACACAGAUUAAUUAUGUUAUUUGCGUGUGCAUAGUGCUAAUACCUCAAUUACUAGUAGAACCACGUUAUUUCAUUUUGCCGUACAUAUUUUACCGUUUAAAUAUGAAAAGGCCAGAAAGGUGGCAGAUUAUUUGUGAAGCUUUCACGAUUAUCGUUAUCAAUUUCUUGCAAUUUAUGAUUUUUUCCAUUAAAGUAUUUUAUUGGAAGGAUCAGCCUUAUGCCCAACGAAUUUCUUGGUGAAAUUUACGACGUUAAAUGUACAAAAUAAAU
This is a messenger RNA of Cyphomyrmex costatus, 1658 nucleotides long. RefSeq names its product alpha-1,2-glucosyltransferase Alg10 (gene Alg10). The record is from RefSeq and is a predicted model, not a curated record. Gene Ontology annotation, cellular component: endoplasmic reticulum. The transcript has 4 exons. Gene Ontology annotation, molecular function: dolichyl pyrophosphate Glc2Man9GlcNAc2 alpha-1,2-glucosyltransferase activity. The coding region runs from base 153 to 1628 and encodes 491 amino acids. Lineage: Eukaryota; Metazoa; Arthropoda; Insecta; Hymenoptera; Formicidae. Gene Ontology annotation, biological process: dolichol-linked oligosaccharide biosynthetic process; protein N-linked glycosylation.